Messenger RNA from Triplophysa dalaica, 671 nucleotides. It is a transcript of the gene ppil1, whose product is annotated as peptidylprolyl isomerase (cyclophilin)-like 1. Lineage: Eukaryota; Metazoa; Chordata; Actinopteri; Cypriniformes; Nemacheilidae. The transcript is spliced from 4 exons. Gene Ontology annotation, molecular function: peptidyl-prolyl cis-trans isomerase activity. Bases 109 to 609 code for a protein of 166 amino acids. Gene Ontology annotation, biological process: protein folding; protein peptidyl-prolyl isomerization. The record is from RefSeq and is a predicted model, not a curated record. Gene Ontology annotation, cellular component: catalytic step 2 spliceosome.
CACGAGGGAACUCGACCAGCAAGUAAACUACUUCCUUAUUACGCCUGGGACAAAUUUUAAAAUAAAAAUACAUUUUUCUUUCUUAAGUAUUUUAGUCAGUCAUCAAACAUGUCUGGAAUUCCACCGGAUUCGUGGCAACCCCCCACAGUAUCUCUAGAGACGACUAUGGGAAUUCUCGUGGUAGAACUUUACUGGAAUCACGCACCAAAAACAUGCAAGAAUUUCGCAGAGUUGGGCAGGAGAGGAUAUUUCAACAACAACAGGUUUCAUCGCAUCAUCAAAGACUUCAUGGUUCAAGGGGGCGAUCCGACGGGAACAGGUCGUGGAGGUGCAUCUAUAUAUGGCAAGCAGUUUGAGGAUGAAUUGCAUCCGGAAUUGAAAUUCACUGGUGCUGGAAUUCUUGCAAUGGCCAAUGCAGGGCCAGAUACAAAUGGAAGCCAGUUCUUUCUCACACUGGCUCCAACACAGUGGCUGGAUGGCAAACACAGUAUAUUCGGUCGGGUCUGCCAAGGCAUGGGAGUUCUAAAUCGCAUUGGCAUGGUUGAAACUAAUAGCCAGGACCGUCCUAUGGAUGAUAUUAAGAUUCUCAGAGUGACUUUACCCAUCUGAGACAUUUCUGCUUUAAUUUUGUACAGCCAUUUUAUUACAUUAAACUUUAAGUUUUCAUAAAA